AUGUCCAUCGAGCUGGAGCAUGCAAUUGGCUGCAACGUCGAAUUCAAGCGGAUUUGCCAUCUCCAUCCGAAUGGGAAGGAUUAUGUGAAGGCAGUCGGUGGCGUCAUCAUCAUUGGAGACCUGGAAGAUCCCCACGAGCAGGUGUUUUGCCAGGGCCACGAUGACUUCAUCACCUGCCUCACAGUCUCACACAAUGGCCAGAUGCUGGCGUCGGGACAGCAGGGCCAAAAUGCCGAUGUUCUCCUUUGGAGCUUCGAAACCAAGUCGCAGCUCGCCUGCUUCCAGGAGCAGGAUCACGGCAUCGAUGCGCUUGCCUUCUCGCACGACGACCGGUUUUUGAUCUCCUGCGGAGACAUUGUCGACCAGCGUGUCUUCGUCUAUGACACCAGCAGCCGUCUCAUUAUGGCCUGGGCCCAGCUGUCUCCGAAGCCUUCGAUCUGCGUCAUUGCAGGUGGCAUGGUGCGGGACAUCAAGCGCCGGGAUACGCAGGAGUACCAGUUCGCGUCCUGUGGAGGCAAGAACAUCUCCAUGUGGCACCUGGACCACGUGCGAGGCGAGCUCGCGGCGCAUCAGGUAGGGAACGCCUUCAAGCAGGUUCGCGAAUACGUCUGCCUAGCCUACACGCAGGACUAUGAGUAUCUCCUGGCAGGGACCACCACGGGUGAUGUCGCGGUGAUCCUCAUGAAAAACAGAGUGGUGCAGAACUUCUUGGCAGUCUGCGGCGGUGGUGUAGCAAACCUUGUGUGCACGCCGGUGGCAAGUGGAACACGCUUUGUAGUGGUGGGCGGCGACGGCACUGUCACUGUCAUUGCGGGGUCCUCGCCGCUGGACCUGAGGGAGGAGAGACAGGUUCGGCUCGACGGGCCACUGACGUCCCUCUCGCUGGCGCCGGACGCUGCGGAGGUUUUGGCUGUGUCGACCUUGGGUACUUCCUACCUGAUACGAUCCAAGGACUUGUCCAUUCGGCCGCACAGCCAGGUUUCACCGGGAGCUUUGUAUGAUGUGGCCUACCUGGCGGGUAUCUCGGAUCACUUCCUCACCUGCUCCGGUGAUGGUCUCGUAGCGCUCUGGGACGCCAACGACUACACGGCGAAGCUCCGAUGCGGCGUGGGCGCUCCAGGGCGAGCCCAUCCCUUGGCGGCGUGUGGAACAGAGGACAUCAUCGUGGCCGGAGCUACCGACGGCCGCCUCUUCUGCUGGGAUUGCAACAUGGGACAGAACCUGUGGCACAUCGACAAUGCUCACAAGGGCGGAGCUACGUCGGCCUUGUGUGUUGCAGCCUGCCGUGCCGAGGAAAUCCGCGUGUGGGAGCUGAAGACGUGCGGUGCCCAAGACCGGAAGCAGAUCAAGAAGGAGAAAGAGAAGAAGCAGCAGAAGAGAAAGCGCAAGCAAGAUCCUGACAUCGAAGAGAAUGCGAACCCUUUGGCCGGCCUACGGAAAUGGCAGAAAAAGGCCCUUCGCGCAGAAGAGAAAGAUCAGAAGGAGGCAGCACAAGCGCGAAAGACUGCGGCGGCAGUGAAGGCGGAGCAGAAGAAGGUUCCGCCGCCUCUCGAAGAUGCUGCGCCCAGCGAGGGUGCGAAGACACCGGCUGCAAAGAAGGAGCUUCGCAUGCGCAAUGCGCAGCUCCGUCAAAACCGGAAGCUCUAUGAGGAGCCAGGCCGAAUCCUGCUGGUGGGCGAAGGUAACUUCAGCUUCGGCAGAGCACUCUGCCAAGUCCGAGGGUCAGGCGAGGGAAUCUACGCCACCGCCUUCGAUGGCGAAGCCUCGCUUAAGAGGAAGUAUGCAGAUGCCCCACAGAUGCGACAAGAAAUCGAGGAGGACUUCGGCUAA
This is a messenger RNA of Symbiodinium sp. CCMP2592, 1830 nucleotides long. The record is from the annotation of a GenBank genome assembly. Lineage: Eukaryota; Dinophyceae; Suessiales; Symbiodiniaceae.